AUGACUUCUUCCAAUGCACUGCCAGUAGAGAUAGUAGAAAAAAUUAUCAGUUUUGUGUGUCUCAUCUCUCCGUCGAGACCUACGGAACCCCUAAAUAGUGCAGAACAGCCAUUCUUAACUCACCCUUCUGUAGUUCAAUUACUUAAACUUCGAUUAGUUGCCAAAUCUUGGGCAGCAGCUGUUCCACGCUUCGUGUACCGGUCUUUAUAUUUAAGAACACCAAUCUUUAAUCAUUAUCUUAUUAGAAUGUGGAUCAACUGUUUAAGUAUUUCGAAUUUAUCCAACUUGCGUCGACUUUGUUUGGAUCAAGUCCUCUAUAUCCCAGCUUCGAAAGCAACAGGAUAUCAUAUGGCGUUAUCAGAUGAAUGCAGUCCCAAACACAUCAAGCUUCUUGAAUACACUACUACUCGCAGGCCUCAAGAAUCGAAAAUGCUGCUCUUAGCUGUCCGAAACUCACUCGAAGCGCUAACUGUAGAUUCAAUUCCAGAUGAUCUUCCGCGUUCAAUCAGAAUCCAAGAAUUCCCGAAACUCCGUAUUAUACGCUGCAAAUACAUCAAUCCUUCAUCCGACCGUCCAAUAUGGUUUGAGUGGUCGCUUUUUCAUACUGUUGAGGUUAUCAUUACGAAUUACUGCGAGAGUAGAACUUUUUGGGAAAUAGCCUUACUGCCAGCUGGUGGACCUCACUUGAAAGAAGCCAACAAAUUAAAAACAUUCAUCUUUAUAAUGGGAGAUGACGAUCCAAUCGAAGACCCCGAGUUAGCACAAUUUUUCAAUACUUACGGUUUUAUCUGCCAUUUUAAAUCUGGAAUCAACGAUACUGAAAUAUUGGAACUUUUGCAAAAUGAAAAGCACGCAAAAGAUGUAGAUGCUCGUAGCCAAUUGACUUGUAUUUUGAAAGUAAAAGCUAAAGAGGUGUAUCUGGUUAAAAUUAUUGUUAGGAAUCAAUCCACUGCUCAACUUCAAAAUUUGGCUUUGAGAGAAAAAUACAACAUUAACAUUGUAAGAGUACUUCCCAAAAUAAAAUGCUUAAAUAGUAUAGAUUAG
Melampsora larici-populina 98AG31 is the source of this 1044-nucleotide messenger RNA. RefSeq lists its product as uncharacterized. Bases 1 to 1044 code for a protein of 347 amino acids. Lineage: Eukaryota; Fungi; Basidiomycota; Pucciniomycetes; Pucciniales; Melampsoraceae. The record is from RefSeq and is a predicted model, not a curated record. The transcript has 4 exons.